Bemisia tabaci is the source of this 5171-nucleotide messenger RNA. It is a transcript of the gene sstn, whose product is annotated as stepping stone. Lineage: Eukaryota; Metazoa; Arthropoda; Insecta; Hemiptera; Aleyrodidae. Gene Ontology annotation, biological process: establishment of epithelial cell polarity. The record is from RefSeq and is a predicted model, not a curated record.
GUAAGGCGACGUGCUUGUUCACGGCUUCCUCUUUUCCAAGCCCAAGUUGCAGUUACCCAGUCUAAUCAUGAAUCUCAAGUGCAAAUGCCCCCCAGCAGAGAAAUUGUGAUCAGUUGACAGCAUUAUCUACUCAUUCAGCUUUCCUUUCCAUGCCCUCCUAACUCAUCCCUAGCAUUUUUUCAAUCAGUUUCAUGCAUUCUCCCUCAAAGUAUCGAGGUCAUGAUUUAGAUGUUGGGAUCCUCCUAGCAAAGCGCUCUCACAGUAAAACCAUCCUAUGUUUGGUUAUGUAUCCGUCUCUACUUUAAAUGUGAGGAUAAAGCUAAAAUACAAAGUGAAAUGGUUGCUAGUCUGCAAUCUAGGCGCAAGGCUCUCGAGUCCAAAAUUCGCGAAAAGAACGAUGAGCUCAAAAAUUUGUGCAUUCAAGAGGCAGAACUCACUGGUGUCCUUCCUCCUGAAAUACCUCUGGAGCCAGGUGAAAGUCCACCCGCAUUUCGGAGGCGUAUGGGGACAGCCUUUGUCAUCCCUGAAAAUCUGAUCAACAAAUUAAAAUCCAAAGAGGAAGAGUCGUUAGCCAACUUAGAGCUAGAGUGUAAAAUUCAAACUAGCAUCGCUGAAGCAGCAUUGGGCCUAGCAAAUGAUGGGAGUGUGAGCAAGUCUGUGAGACGGAAACACAGACUCAUGUAUCAGCAAAGUCAAAGACAUUUGCAUGAAUUGGAAGCAAGAUUAAAUGCUCUUCGUCAAAAUAGUAGGAGUCAUCCAAAGCAAAGGAAAAAACCAAGACCGCCAUUAGAAUCUGAAAAUGAUUGUGUUGAUGGCAAUGUCGGACCAAAUAUUUCAGACAAAAAUGACAUUAAGAAUCAACCGUACCAUCCUGCUCUGAGUUAUACUGUCUCUGACAAAGGUCCUAUCAGGCACUCGUUUCCUGUGAACAAUUUUAACAGAAUUUCAGACCCACCUCCAACCCAUAGGCAUUUGGAUUAUAAUUAUUCAUGUACACCAUCAUUACAGCAGCACUACACCAAUGACUCUCGUGAGAAACACAUGAAGAGUAGUGUCGGAGGACAUGUCAGUAGGGAUCAAGGAGGAUGGACAGGUGACACAGUAAACAACAUUAACAAUUAUUUAAGAAUGCGGCAAAAUAUUUCUAACAUCAAUGAGAUGGACCGAGGAUAUCAGUUCAGAGACAGAUUUGGGAGUCUAGAUAGGAGACGUACCAGUGGAGGAGGCUAUCAACAUGGUGACAACAACGAAAACUUUGAACACAGCCACUACAGUCAAUCAAAUCAUGUCAUCAACACUUUGGGUCCUUCAAGUCAGCCGUAUCAACCAAAUCCGCCUCAACUAAACUCUGUUCUUUUGCCAAACCAGACAUACCCUGAAAAUAGUUUGAUGCGAACCCAAUCUCUGGGUAGUGUAGAAUUGACUAAGUGUGAUCCUGACACUCGAUCUCUCAAAUCAAAUUCGCAUCACUCCUCACAUGCUUUUGAAUCUCUUAAACCUGAUACUAGUAGUCGAAACUCGAGGUUAUACUUUGAUAACCGCAACUAUUUAGAAGCGAAUAAGUACCAAAGUGAUACUACCUCUUUAUCUUUGAAAUUAGAACCUAAUGAAUUGUACAACAUAGGCCACAGCAAAGUGUUUCUCGAGCCGGAGUUUGCAAAGACUGCAAGUUCCCAUGAGAAUUUAAAGUUGGAACACAACUCAUAUCCUGCAAGGGGACACCAUCAUGGUCACGGUCAUCAUAAUGAGCAUGGAAAGUAUGAUCUCAGAACAGUUGUUGAAGGAACAGCACUUAAUUCUUACUCACAGUCCCAUCAUGAUCUUCACUUUGACAUUCAUUCUCUUUCAUUAGACCCAAAGGAGUCCAAGAAAUUUGAAUCGAUGAAACCUGAGUUGCCAGCUCCACAUCACGAACCCACGAAUCAUCGGACAGAUUUACGACCAUACCCGCCGCGCUUUCCAGAGCCGCCGAGACCGGCUAAAUAUUCCUCAAAACCAGAGCUGCGCCCCUCUCAGUAUCGAGAUCGUGAAGAGCGGCUGACCACGGAGGUUGUUCAAGCAAUGUGUGCCGACUCAUAUCAUCAUGAAACUGUUGUCCCUGUUGAAACUGUCACUGAGUCAAAUCCGACUAAAUAUGAUGCCGAACCUACUGAAUUUCCAGAAGUGGCAGUUCGCAAAAUUCGAGAUAAAGAGUGGUACGAAACAUCACUUGAUUCUAGGCAAGCUCCCGAGACGUCUCAAACUCCACCUCUGCCUCCUCAGUUCUCCUCACCACCGCCACCUCCUUUGCCUCCUCCUCCUCCUCGCUCGGUGACUCCGAAUCUGAGUCAUAACCACCCUGUAACCACUAAUGCUACACAGCAAGCAUCUUCACAACCUGUAGACUUUGACACGGUUGUUCCGUUUGAAUCACCUAAAAAUCACACUGUUGUCCAAGCUGGAAAGUGGCAGCCGUACAGGGAAGUAACGAAACCUUUCGAAAUGGCUGACUUCUACAAGUACAGUACAAAAUUCCGUAACAAAAGUGCCAUACCAAAUUCCACGACUCCAGGAACAGAGCCAGCGCAGACUCAGAGCCAUUCAAGCAGCUCGCAACUUAGCCCUCAGCAUAAAGGAGUGUAUAAGCCCUUGAAAUCCAUGACAUGCCAGCUGUUGAUAAACAACUCACCCAGGGGAAGCGACUUAAAGUUGGCUUCGGAUGGAGACUCACCAGCAGCGCUCUCUAAUUCCAGCCAAAUCCAGUCUCCUCCAUCCCUGGCAAACGCAUUUUCAACAGAAAUGCUUGCCUGGUACCAAGACCAAAGCAGUGCGCCUCAAACUCGUUCAGCAACUCUUGUAUAAUUCUUUAUAUGAUUUUUUAUUUUAUAUUCACUAUUUUUCUAAAAUGGACAAAUAAUCAUGUUCAACUCUUGUUUUUGUAUUUUUGUACAAAUUCUAUUUCACGGACUCAAAUGAUGCCACCGUACUGUUCUGUAAGUUACUCCUUUGUUCGCAGAUGGGGCAAUCUUAAUUUAAGAAUUUGACAGAAGACUGAUGGUAAAUGUGCUAUCUGAUGUCAUAAUUUGAAGUGUAAAGUCAGUAUAUAUGUCUGUGUAAUAUUGUUUAACUUUAUUGACAGCAGAAAAAAAAAAGUCAGUAAAAAAAAAAUUGAGGAAGUUCGAAGUUUUGCCAAAAAAAGAAAGAAAGAAAAAAGAAGGGAAGUACAACAAAACCAUAGAUUAGAAAAACUGGCAUGUACCAUCAGAAGUUUUGGGUUUCUGCCCCCUCAGGGUGCCUUUAAUGAGAGGGCGCCUCAUUAUGUUUCUCAUACACUUUCAGUGUUCUCCUCUGACAGCCUUGACCCUGCCUCAAUUACUUCAAAUUUCCAAUUUAAUACCUCGCAUUUAUAGGUUGAAAGCAAAGAAAGAAGAAGCAGCCUCUUGUUGUGAAAAGUUUAAUAUGUUUUGCCUGUGCAAAAAUGUGCCUUUUUUUCUCGAUUCAGUUGAAAGUUGUUAAACAUUAAGGUUAUAUUGUUCUCACUUGUAUUACAUGGAGGGUAAAAGUGCCUCAACAAAUGCAAUUUUUGCUAUGAUGAAACUAUUUAUUGAAUUUUGUUAAGUCUACUCAAAUUUUAAGUCUUUUAGUCUUUACAUAUGAUAAAUCAACUUUAUAUUCAGAGUAUUUAAGUUUGUUUGAACAGUCUAAGAUGACUUGUAUUAGCGCAAAGAAACAAUAUGGAUUUAAAAACGAAUUAGCUUUAAUUGAUUAACGGACUUUUUUUUGCAGCAUUUGUAAUUUAUUUUGCAAUACAAAACCGAGUAACGACUGCAAAAAAUGUACAAACAACCCAUGAUAUCUUUCUUGUGUUUAAGUCAUAGCAAAGGAAGUAAAGGAUUGUGUAUUUCAUCCAAUUGUCAGAUGCCUCUUUAAAGUGUUGACAUUUUAAAUAUAUUUAGAGGUAUAAUGCCUUUUAAGAAUUUUUUAGCAUGUUCUUCAAGAGCUGCUAAUUUGUGAGGAUGUGUUUCUUCAGGCCACUCCUAUGGUUUUUUCCCUCUUUUUUCCGCAUAUUACGACUCGGUCUGAGACAUGCUUGAAAUGGUCUUCCAGAAAGGACUGGAAUUGAGCCUUGUUUCUUUUAGACGUUUGCUUUGUGCUUGCUGUGAUGCAGUCGUAUUGAAUUUCAAUAGUUGUACGCAAUCCCUUUAAAUGAGAGAAAGGAUUGCUGACGUGCAGAAUAAAUGCAAUGCAAAAGUUGAACUUUUUUUGAUUUUUGCAUCUAGCUGCAAGAUUCUGCUUUGCAUAAAAAACCAGGUAUUAAAUUAAUUGAAAACCAGAUUUUAAAGACUGUUCCUUGUAGCCUUUAAGAAAUUGUGAGAAUCUAUUAAAUUUUCUACUGCUAAAACUAAGGAAUACAAAGUCAUAAUAAGUCACAUGAGACGUUGUCAAAAUUUUUGCAAAUCUUAAAUUUUCUACCAAGUGAAUUACAUUUUGCAAUAAAGAACCACUAUCUCUGUUUCUUCCAUAAAAGCACUUUUCUGCAUAGAAAAACCAAUGGCACAUAUGUCUUUUCUAAAUUAUGAGCCAGAAAUAUUGGUUCCUUAUUGCGAAAUGUGGUCCAAGUGUUGUUGCGAUCUCUCUUACACAAUUUCUCACAGCUUUUUCCUUCCAUUUUCAACUCUUAAUUCAAAUUUUCUUGCCCGAUUUGGACGUCUCAUGUAGUUUAAAUCCUUCUCUUACUCAAAUCUUCAAUUGUACAUAUCAGUUUUUGUUUGAAAAAAUUUAAAUAUUUAAUGCACCUUAUUUUUUACUUUGUGCUGUUUUCAAGCUUGGAGCUUUGUUAACCUUUUGUAAAUCUAGUUUUUUUUGUAAAUUAUUUUCAUUUUUUAAUUUUUUAUCUUUAUUUUUUUUUGUUUGAAAUUUUUAAGUACAAAGUAAAAACUUUUGUUGCACCUGUAAAGUUCGAAUGUUCAGGCGUCCAGAUUUUCUUUAUUGAAAAGUUACUUUCUUAAUAUACCCCGUGAUGAUCAUAGAUUGAAUCAUUCCUGUUUUAUUUAUUUUUUUCUAAUUUCAAUGCCUAAAGAUAUUUUUUUGUAGUAUAUACUCCUCCAGUUUCUUUAAGACAAAAGAAAUUAAAAGUGUAAACGUGUUUUAAGAUAUUGUUUCUAAUUUAAUAAAGUUUGCUGUUCAGAAGA